AUGGAUUUACAAUGGUUUGCCGCUGGAGCUGGGGCAGUUGCACUUCUUUUCAUUUUCUACCAUUUCAUCAGAGUUCUUCUCAAUAUUCUCGGACCUUACGUCUUCUCUCAACCGAUCGAUUUGAAGAAAAAAGCAGGAGCACCGUGGGCAGUUGUGACUGGAGCCACUGAUGGAAUCGGUAAAUCGUAUUCUUUUGAACUGGCGAGACGUGGUUUCAAUAUAUAUCUUGUUUCUCGUACUCAAUCAAAACUGGAACAAACGAAAAAAGAAAUUCUCCAACAGUAUUCUAAUGUAGAAGUCAGAUUUGCUACUUACGAUUUCACGAAUCCCUCUCCAGCUGAUUAUCAGAAAUUGUUGGAUAAACUGAACGAAGUAAAUAUUGGAAUUUUGAUUAACAAUGUUGGAAUGUUCUUCGAAUACCCAGAUGUUUUGCAUGAAAUUCAAGGAGGAAUUGAGACUCUUGCCAAUGUUGCUGUUGUCAAUAUCUUACCACCAACUUUGCUAUCCGCUGGAAUUCUUCCGCAAAUGGUCUCUCGUAAAGCCGGAAUCAUUGUGAACAUUGGGUCAGCUGCUGGCGCAGUUCCAAUGGCAAAGUGGUCUGUCUAUUCAGCUUCAAAGAAAUAUAUUUCAUGGCUCACAGCAACUCUUCGCAAAGAAUAUGGACAUCAAGGUAUUAUCUUCCAAACUAUUACUCCAUUGAUGGUUGCCACUAAAAUGGCUGGAAGUCCGGAUACCUCAUUCUUCUGCCCGACUAGCGAUGCAUUUGCUAAAUCUGCACUGAACACAAUUGGGAAUUCAAGUGAUACAACUGGAUAUAUCACUCAUCAAUUGGAAUAUGAAAUGAUGAAUUUGAUGCCAGAAUUCAUCAUAGACAAAGCUGUUAUCCGAUCAAGUGCCAAACUUCGGGAGGCUGCUCUUGCCAAAAAAGAAGAGAAGUUGUUGUCUUAA
This is a messenger RNA of Caenorhabditis remanei, 948 nucleotides long. RefSeq lists its product as uncharacterized. Gene Ontology annotation, molecular function: oxidoreductase activity. The transcript is spliced from 4 exons. Gene Ontology annotation, cellular component: endoplasmic reticulum. Gene Ontology annotation, biological process: fatty acid elongation. The coding region runs from base 1 to 948 and encodes 315 amino acids. The record is from RefSeq and is a predicted model, not a curated record. NCBI's taxonomy places the organism in Eukaryota, Metazoa, Nematoda, Chromadorea, Rhabditida, Rhabditidae.